CCCUCGAUUCUGGGAGAAGCGACGCAUUUCGUGAGAUGCGCGAUUGCAUCUAAAUCAACUGAAGGGCAUGCCUAAUGUCCUACUCAGCAGCUCAGUCAUCACCGUCUCUCGCGGACCCACUGCCGAAACUCUGUUUGUUCAUUAACUGGCUGACACGAAUUGCGCAACUCGUAUCCUCGAUGUCAGGCAACGGGACUCCACGCUCUGGUGCAUUCUACGAAUCGAUCAAAUCAGGAUAUACCGGACCCAACAACAUAUGGGUCAGUCUACUAGUACCCCGCCACGAGAGGGGAGCUGCUAGCUAUCCUCGGGCAAAUCGGAGGACGACCAGCCAUGGCAAUAAGUACCCAGUUUCGCAUUGUUAUCGUACACAGCAUCCCCGUUCGAUGCGAUUCUGACACCAAACAACAUACAAGAGCAUUGAAUUCUCCAUGGCUCCAUUCAAACUGCAAAAGCCAUCGAACAGAGAGCUUUUGGGCGGUGACCUGCUAGCUCAAGCCCUCCGCCACCUUGGUACCGAUGUAGCAUUUGGUUUACAUGGUGGGCACUUGGAUGCUUUCCUGGUUGGAGCGCACGAGGUUGGCAUCCGCCUAAUUGACACACGGCACGAAACCACGGCGGUGCAGGCGGCUGAAGGAUAUGCCAAAAUUUCUGGCAAAGUCGGCGUAUGCUUUGUGACUGCGAACAGCGGCUUCUCCAAUGGACUCCCGGGCCUUGCUACUGCCUUUGCCGAUCGCUCCCCAAUUUUCUGUGUCACUUCCAGUCCACCUUUGCAAGACAGCGAAACGAACGCCUUGCAAGGCUUUCACGAUCAGGUGGUUGUGGCCAAGCCCAUCACGAAAUUUGCGCACAGAGUUACAAAUGUGGAAGAGAUCCCUAGAAUCGUUGCCUAUGCUUUCAGAGCCGCCAAUACCGGUAUCAAGGGACCAGUUCUGAUCGAUUUCCCUAUCGAUGUUCUGUUUUCACCUCCGCAAGCACAUCGUAUUGCCUACGGUGCCGUGGGGGUGGCCCCAGCGUCUCCUCCAGCGCCUGAUCCGGCUGCUCUUGAUAACCUAUUGACAGCAUGGAAAGCAGCCAAACGACCUGUCAUAAUCAACGGAACAGGCGCUAGAGGUAUUGCGAAGGGCCUCCAGGCGCUUGCAGAAACCACGAACACUCCAGUGUUCUAUUCGAACAAGCUCAGCACGCCCAUCCCUCACGGCCAUGAGCUUCGAGGCGGACCAGCCAUGAACUUGGCGGCGUUCGCUGGCAGUGCUGAGCAUGCAGAUUUUGUGCUACUUCUAGCCGCACGUACAGGCUUCCUUCUUGGUGGUCGAAGUGGUGCAAUUAUUCCAAAUGGCGUCACGCUAGCACAGAUUGACCUCGAUGGAGGUGAAAUCGGCAAAUCGCAUGCAGUCGACAUCGGUAUCAUCUCUGAUGUCGGCUUGUUCUGCGAUGCAUUUGUUGCGAAAGCCUCUUCUGCUAACUUCCCCCGCAACGAAGAUUGGAUCAAGAAAUGCUUUGCAUUGAACAACUCUCCAUCACCAUUCGAGAAGGAUGAAAAGGUCAUGCCAGAUGGCCAGCUGCAUCCGUAUCACGCGUUACAUCAAGUUAUGACGAAUCUACCAAAAGAUUCCAUCAUCAUGUUCGACGGAGGCGAGGCCGGUCAAUGGGCCGCUAUGACUGCAGAGCUCUCUCAACCUCACGUGGUCAUGAAUUCCACUGGCUACUUGGGCUUUUUGGGUAAUGGUUGGGGUUAUGCCCUUGGAGCCGCUGUUGCAGACCCAUCCAGACUGAUCGUCAAUUGUCACGGUGACGGUUCCGCUGGUUUCCACAUUCAAGAGCUGGACACAUUUGCUCGCUUCAAUCUUAAUAUCUUGACCAUCAUCACAAAUAACUACUUCUGGGGAAUGUCUGUCAACGGACAGGACCUCCUUUACGAUAAGACGACACCGGCGCGACCAGCUGUACAAAUGUCCAAGGCAUGUGCCUACGAAGUCGUCGCCCAGGGCUUCAACUGCGCGGGCGAGAAGGUCACAGAAUACGACCAAGUCGGUCCAGCGAUUCAAAGGCUCUCGAAGGCAGGCCCAGCGUUGUUGAACAUGAUUGUGAGCGUCAAGCCGACGAGCCCUGCGACUUUGUCCAUGGUUGGCGCUACAAAUGAUCCGAACGUGAUUGUCGUACCCUACUAUGAUAACGUGCCUCGGCCGUAUUACAAGGAUCAACCUACCAACGGUCAGUCGUGAACUACGUAGGAUGAGCAUCUAGAAUAGCGUGAAAAUGCAGGAAAUACUUCGCCUGUGAAGGGAAAGCUGACGCGAGCAUUUUACCAAGUUUCUCUUUCUUUGCUCUGUAACUUCUGCUUCACGUGCGAUCCUUCAAUAUAGAGGCAUGUGCGUCUUAUCAUGGGGAAAGCCAGGGAGAUUUUAAUAUCUUCGGUGGCAGCUGAAACUGCGUUUCGACGAGAGGCAAGGUACGACUCAUGAGCGAAUCGUCAUUUUCGUUCUUCAUGGUUUUGCUAUCGUUGGCCCAUCUACUGAGAUAUGAAGAUGAUGCCAAAGAUUUCUGUCCACAUUCGACCCGCUCUUUCAUGCAGAUAUCGAGGCGGGAGAUACAGGGACUGAUUUUGCUCUCUCGCGCUCGCAGAAUCCCAGUGAAGGGGUCUGACGCUAGACUCGGCACCAUGGAAAAGACUGCUUCGUGUGUGAGCGC
This is a messenger RNA of Cercospora beticola, 2691 nucleotides long. Its product is annotated as thiamine pyrophosphate-binding protein. Gene Ontology annotation, biological process: L-valine biosynthetic process. Gene Ontology annotation, molecular function: thiamine pyrophosphate binding; magnesium ion binding; flavin adenine dinucleotide binding. Gene Ontology annotation, cellular component: acetolactate synthase complex. The record is from RefSeq and is a predicted model, not a curated record. NCBI's taxonomy places the organism in Eukaryota, Fungi, Ascomycota, Dothideomycetes, Mycosphaerellales, Mycosphaerellaceae.